This is a messenger RNA of Phytophthora nicotianae INRA-310, 3395 nucleotides long. RefSeq lists its product as hypothetical. The record is from RefSeq and is a predicted model, not a curated record. Gene Ontology annotation, cellular component: membrane. Bases 473 to 2917 code for a protein of 814 amino acids. The transcript has a single exon. NCBI's taxonomy places the organism in Eukaryota, Oomycota, Peronosporomycetes, Peronosporales, Peronosporaceae. Gene Ontology annotation, molecular function: lipase activity.
GAAAAAUGUGCCGAACUGCAGCUUUGGAUUUGCAUGGUGGGACGGUUGUUGCAACUGUCGCGACCAGCGAAGUGUCCAAGAGCUGGGUUCGUCCUCAAUGAGCAUUGCCUUGAAUGCUGGCUAGAAACCUACGGACGAGAACUACGGAUCAAAAUGUGGAUUAUAUCGUCUCGCCGCCACGCGUGGAAGUCGCCGUAAGCAUCUACACGUUGACGCCGGUGUCUGUCUGCGUUGCUCCGACUCGGAAUCCGAGCGCAAAACGCGUCAGAUGUGCACGCUCAAUGCCGCGAUUGCCACGGGCUAUGGCCGACCAGGUGCUUGCAGGGAACGCUCACCGCGGCACAAACGCAUCAGGCGAACUCGUCGUGAAGCAGGAGCGAGGCUUUUUCCGCCAUGACUCACUGAGAAACCUCCAUCUUCAGCUGUGGCUCUGGUCCUCAUUGGCUCCGGCUAUCGGAGAUUACCCACGUCCAUGGCCGCUUCCUGGUUUCGGCGUGGAAGUUCAGAAGACCAGCCGCUUGUCGCUCCCUCAUUGUGGAAAACGAUGCCCAACUGCAGGAAGCUGCCGCAGGGCGCCAGCAGCAACAGCCGCCUGCUUGCGAUGUCGGUCAUCGAGGAGGAGCCGGCCCACAUGCGCGAGUCGCGUCUGGGAGAGCAGGAAAGGCACCCGGAGGAUAUUAAACCCAGCAGUGACAGCUUCCUUGAUGAGAUAGACGGGAGACCUCGUCCGUCCGCUGCACGCGCCGCCACAGGUCCAGCAUCCCCAGUCUCCAAGGCAGAAUCAGCUACAAACAUGCAGUCUAGGUCAGCGUCGAGCUCUGCGUCGACAGCUCCGUCAUCCGUAGACGAAAGGUACGAACACCAGUACUCGAGGAAUUCACGAGGACCUAUGAGUCCGCCCCGUAGCUCCAAGGUGCCAUCCCGUCAUCAUCGCAGCUCCGAGUCUCGUUCAAGACCCCACUCGUCGACGAGCAGACACACGCGAGACUCUCGUAACCAGGAGCGUCCGUCUCAUAGAAUACGCUCGGAGCCAGAGUACACACCGCGCUCGAAAUCGUCGUACUCCUCGUCGUCUGAGGAGGACGAAGCGAACAACCAGCAUCGUAGACCCCCUCGUCGUCAUGUAAGUCCUCACUCUAGCCGUCCGAAGGCGUCCUCUGUCCCUUCUUUAGCGGCGAAGCGUGAACGUACCCACCGCCGUACCCCCAGUGCACCGACCAGUUCUUCAAACGAAGUUCCGAGGGCGAAAUCGUCGACGAGACUGGACUCCAUUCACUCGUCUACUUCACAGGACGUGUACGAAUUCCAUCAACGCACGGCAUCUCGUCAACAAUCGUCGAGACUGCGCUCCAGUUCGCGUGAGAAAUCCCAGUCGAAGAUGCUGCCGCCGUUCCGAGAGCCGUACUCUGAGCGUGGUAAUACGCGUUCAGAGUCGACUUCUCACUCGAGUUCUGCUCACCCGGACCAAGAACGCAUGCACCGUCGGACGCCUCGUCAUACUUCGCCCCCAAGUUCCGGCGAAGAUCAGCGACACAAGUCAUCUUCCACACUAGCGUCAUUGUCUGAAACGGAGCUGUAUGAGGACCGUCGGGUACGCGCAUUUCGAGACGUGAGUCCUCCUCCUCGACAGCGGUCAACGUCAAACCCGAAGCCACUGUCUCGCACCCACAUUGGCUCUGCACAGCGUCAAGUAGCUUCGUGUCGAGAGUCCAAGACACCUGUCACCAUGAACCCGAAGUUGAUGGGGCCUUCCAAGUCAGCAAAGGACCAGCAACGUCAGUUUUUGAGCUCGCGAGACCCGACACGAACGCGAUCGACUUCACUUCUCCCCAAAAAGCCAUCAAAGCCUGCUUCUAGCGAAGGUUCGAUGCCCCGAUCGGCAUCUGCAUCGAGUUUGUCUUCGCUUGGAUCCACUCCCUCGCCUCGCAUAAGUGUGCCUCAGAUGCCGCUACGUCUCCGUCAUUACGAAGGAAGAUUCCCCAAUCGACGGAAGCAAACGCUGUUUUACUUCUCUCUCUUCCCGCCGGAGAAGAUGCCGAUGCGCGCAGUUGUGUUGUGUCUGCACGGCAUUGGCGACCACUGCCGACGGAACGUUAAACUGUACGAGCGAUUGUGCAGAGAAGGCUUCGGUGUGAUCACCUACGACCUGCUCAACCACGGCGUGAGUGAUCUGGAUCAGCACAAGACCCGCGCGCACGUCGGCAACUUCCAGUACCUCAUCGACGACACGAACGACUUCAUCACGUUUGCCAAGCGAUCCAUCUACACCGACGCACUUCGGUACUGGCGGAAACAUUACGGACGGGACGGCACGGACCCGUUUUCACGGCCUGAAUUGCCACUCAUCAUUGCUGGGACGUCGUUCGGCUCUCUUGUCGGUCUUCACACCGUUCUUGCUGGUGAGCACACGUUCGCCGCUGCAGUGUGGGGCUCACCUACUGUCGGUGUGACCUGGAACCCUCUGCUUUGGGCAGAGUCGAAGCUUGCGAAGCCUCUUGCGGCAAUUAUGCCAACGGCGAAAGUUGUGCCUGCCGUUCAGCACGAUCUACUGUGCCGUGACCCAAAGUUCUUAAGGAGAUUCAAGGCGGAUCCACUCACGUCGAUGGAUAUGAUGACAACUCGCACGGGACACGAGUCGCUGCAGGCGAUGAUCCAACUGCAAGAAGAUAAGCGGGUGACAGACCCAAACAGCGCGUUCUGCGCCGUCCCGACGCUCUUCCUGGCCGGAUCCGCCGACGGCAUUUCCGAUCAGCAGGCGGCAAUUAAAUUUUUCGGCACGAUGGGGAACUUUGACAAGGAAUUCAAACUGUUUGAUGGUCUGUUCCACAUGGUGUACGAGGAGCCCGAGAAGGAGGACGUCUUCCGGUACCUGGGCAAGUGGUUGCACCGCCGGUUUCCCGUUGAAACGCGUAAGUAAGAUAUAAUCGUUGAAUGGAAAAGUUGAGUAAAGAGUUGGAAGUGAAGCCGAAAAGUGGGGUAAUCUUUGUCCGAUUUGUGACUGGAGGUGAGCCUCACCGUGAGGUGAGCCCUCAACAACAAGAACUUCCACGGUACACGUGAUUCGCGAAAACCUUCGUUUCAAUGACUUAGGUUCGAGUGGAUUUGUCGAAACGAAACCGGCCAUGGGUCACCCAAUUUUCGGGCGUCUAGGUCAAGACUCUUUAAUACCUCAGGCCAUCACUCACGUGACCGCCAGUCAAUGCAACGACAACUACGAUGCACUUCAAUGCCUUGGCGGGCAGGAGCAAGUAAGGCAUUCCUCUACAUGCCUUCAACGAGCGAUUUCGGCGGCCACUCGCAUAAGCAUUAACGUAGCGUAUUCAUUUACAGAAGCGAUCAAAGCAGCGUGAGCUUCGGCCUUUGACGCACGGGUUUCUACGAAAACCUCUGGCAUG